Molecule: messenger RNA, 2821 nt
Organism: Salvia splendens (bonfire salvia)
Lineage: Eukaryota; Viridiplantae; Streptophyta; Magnoliopsida; Lamiales; Lamiaceae
Product: pentatricopeptide repeat-containing protein At1g05670, mitochondrial
Exons: 1
Coding region: 886-2583 (565 amino acids)
Molecular function (GO): protein binding
Source: RefSeq, a predicted model, not a curated record
AUUCAGAUAGUGUCACUUAGCAUAUCUUCCAAAAUUUGCCUGAUACAUAUCUGAGUUGUUCAUAUUGAUUGGAAAUUUCCCACAUUAACCCCAAGCCUGCGAUUUUUUCUUGCCCAACAAUUCAAUUUGACGACAUUUUCGCUCCUCUUCCUUCUUCGCGUCGGAGAAGACUGACCCAAGGAGAAAGCUCACUAAUUCCGGCAAGGGCGGCCAUUUUCAGUCGAUGAGGUAAGCCUUUUCUGAAUUAGCUUCCGAUAUGAACGGGUUUUCCCCUUUUCCGGUAUGAACGGGCACCCAAAAUUGAAUUAGCUUUUUCAGCAAUGGAUUAAUGCCCUUGUUACAUGAAUUUGCUGAAAUUAUUGGCAUCAAUUAUUUUGAUGUUGAAUUGCUGAAUUUCUUCCCCAAUGCUGAAUUGCUGAAUUUCGAGCUUACCUCCUUCGAAAAAACGUGGUGCUUGGCUUUGAGAAAGAGUUUCAGCACCAGAGCAUAUCGCUGUUGGAUUGUUCACAGCCACUGAAAUCGGAAGGGAGAAGAAGGAGGUGCAAGAUUGAGAAUUUGAGAAUGGAAAUGCGGUAUAUGUGCUAGGGUUAGCUGAGGAUAAAAUUGGAAAUACAAAAAAUUAUUAAGGGUAGAAAUGGAAAGUUGUAUUAAACUCAUGGUGCAUUAAUGCCAAACCAAACACUAGAAAUGUUAACUGACUUUCCUAUUAAUCGAACCAAACACUUGAUUAAAAAAAGCCCAAGUCUGAAAAGGGAAUUACUAAUGUGAGGUUUCUCUUUUCUAGAGAAAUGGUAAAUGGUGAACCAAACACACCUAUAGUUUAUACUACUCCGAAUCAAUCAGGCACAAAUCUCAGCUGCUGAACGACGGCGAUAUACAGCAAAUAUGGCCGCCGCCGCCUCCGCCGCAGCACGCCGUUUGCAUCAUCCCCUUUCAACAACACUCUCCGAUGCAAUCUCAGUCAUCGACGCCGUAAAAUCUCAACUCCUAUCGAUUAACCCUCAAAACCUCAAAUUCCACCAAAACCCCAAUCCUGCAAUGCUCAAUCAAUUCUCACAUUAUCUAACGCAGGAUUUCGUGAUCGAAGUCAUCAAAAAACAGCCAAACCCUUACCAUUCCCUCUACUUCUUCAAUUGGGCAUCAAAUCCGGUUCCAAACCCUAACAAUUACUCCCACUCCCACUUCUGCUACAUCGCCAUCGCCGACAAACUCCUCUCUCACAAAUUGUUCUCAUUAGCUGCCGAUUUGCUCAAAUCCCACGGUAAAUUUUCGGAUUUUAUGGUGGGUAAGUUUAUCAAAGCCCACGGCGAUUUGGGGCACCUGAAAUCGUGUGAAAGGCUUUUUAAUCAGGCGAAAAGCGACGAAUUUGGGGGCUGUUUGUUUUCUUUCAAUUCUUUGUUAGGCCUUCUUGUUAAGAAUCAUAGAGUGAAACAUGCUUGGGGUUUUUUUGCGAAUGUUGUGAUUAAAUCGAGCUUUGUAAUCCCUGAUGUUUCGACUUACACGACGAUGAUCGUGGGAUUAUGUAAAGUGGGAAAUGUUGAGUAUGCAGAGAAACUUUUCUACGAAAUGCCAGAGAGAAAUUCGAGGAGUUAUAACGCUAUAAUCAACGGUUUGUGCAAGAAUGGUUUAGUUGAAAGAGCUCGGAGAAUCUUGGAUCAGAUGGCUGAAGAUGACGACGCUUGCAAACCCGACGAGAUUGCCUACAGCAUCUUGAUCGAUGGAUACUGCAAAAAGGGGGAAAUUGAGAAUGCUUUAAAUUGCUUUGAUGAAAUGGUAAACAAGGGCAAAUGUGAGCCGAAUUUGUUAACAUACAAUGCUUUGAUAAACGGGCUGUGUGUGAACGGAGACGUGGACGAGGCAAAGAGGAUGAUGAGCAGGAUGAGGCUGGCUGGAGUGAGGGACAACAUCGCGACUCACACGAGCUUGCUCAAGGGGUAUUGCAUGGCCGGGAGAACCGACGAAGCCAUCAGCCAUUUCAAAGAGAUGGUUAGCCUUGGGAUGAGCCUCGAUCUCAAGUCAUACUCAGUGGUCGCCAACGAGUACUGCAAGAUUGGGAGGCCGGACGAGGCUAUCGCCCUGCUGAGAGAAAUGAAGGGUAGAGGCAUUGUUCCGAGCGUAACCAACUGCAAUAGUGUGUUGAGGAGUCUCGUUAAGUUGCGAGAGUUUGAUAAAGGCGUUCGUUUCUUGAAGCAGAUAGCUCAGUGGGGUUGUCGCCCCAACUUCGUGUCCUACAACAUGGUGAUAGCCGGGCUUGUUGGAUGCGAGGGGAGGAUGGAGGAAGUCGACAUUGUUGUUGAUGACAUGAUUCGAGACGGGCAUUGCCUAGAUACCACGUUGUAUAGUUUGUUGAUACAAGCAAAGUGUGUGGGCGGAGACGUGGUGAAGGCGGUGGAUCUCUUCGAGGAGAUGAUUGGUGAGGGGUUGGUGAUGAAGAGAGAGAGCUUUGAAGUUUUUGUGAAGGAGAUGAGUGAAAGAGGUUUGGUGGAAGAGGUGGGAAAUGUGUUUGAUCGGAUGAGUAGUGGUGGCUUGGUGUUUGAUGUUGUGAGUUAUCAAAAUGUGUUGGAUAAGUAUGUUGGUAGUUGAUUCAUAGCUUGUUCAUCGUACCAUCAUUGAUAUAUGUCGAAAGAGGCACACUUGGGUGCGGUCGCAUGUCAGACCCGAACACCGGAACAUGACCUAAUUCGAUCGGGUUUGGCCCGACCUAAUUUAAUUUUUUAGAUAAUUUUUAUUUAGUAACAUAACAGCUUUUACGUAUAAGAACAAUCACUUUUGUUCACAACAACAAUUAUUUUUAUUGAUUAUACAAGUUUAAAACAAUCAA